Molecule: messenger RNA, 366 nt
Organism: Phycomyces blakesleeanus NRRL 1555(-)
Lineage: Eukaryota; Fungi; Mucoromycota; Mucoromycetes; Mucorales; Phycomycetaceae
Exons: 5
Coding region: 1-366 (121 amino acids)
Source: RefSeq, a predicted model, not a curated record
AUGAAUUAUUCUGGGCCUGUUUGGAAUCAUAAGAAGUUACAUGAUCCAAAUGUCCUAUAUCUCCUUAAAGAAUUACCAACAAUGGGAAUUAUUUUCUCGUUUCACAAUGGAAUUUUACCUGUACAUUAUUCUUCUGCUUCUGAUUUUGCUUGUGCAUGUGCCUCUGAUUUAGUUUCUAUUGCGGAUUAUCAGUGUUCUCAAAUGAGUGUAGACAUGUGUGCUCGUGUGCUCGUGUCAUACUCUGACUCUGCUAACUUUGCUCUGUCCUGCCCUGCUUUGCCCUGCUUUGCUCUGUUUUGCCCUACCUUGCCCUACUUUGGUCUGCUGUACUCUGCUUUGUCCUGCUAUGGUCUGCUUUCUCUUUGA